Huiozyma naganishii CBS 8797 is the source of this 2895-nucleotide messenger RNA. RefSeq names its product Imh1p (gene IMH1). The record is from RefSeq and is a predicted model, not a curated record. Bases 1 to 2895 code for a protein of 964 amino acids. The transcript has a single exon. Lineage: Eukaryota; Fungi; Ascomycota; Saccharomycetes; Saccharomycetales; Saccharomycetaceae. Gene Ontology annotation, cellular component: Golgi apparatus.
AUGUUCAAGCAGUUAUCCCAGAUAGGGAAGAACCUUACUGAUGAGAUUCAGAAGGGACUCUCUGAUGAGCAGUUGGCUGAUGGUGUGGGCAACGGUACUGAACCUAGCACUGGGAACUCAGAUGAUCCUGUAAAGUAUGAAGAAUUCCCGAAAGAAAUACAAGGAAAGUUGAGGAAGCUUGACAAAUAUGAAUCCAAGUACCCUCUGCUCCUAAAUGCUUAUAAGUCGGAGCGUGUCAAGAAUGAAAAAUUCGAAGCAGUUCAAAAGAUUUUGAUGGAGAAUACCCCAAUAUCAGACUUCAACGAUGUGGAGCAGACCCUGUCAGUGUUUUUUACAGACCUUACGAACAAGACAAGUAUGUUAAAUGAAGAGAUUAAAAGGCUAACUAUUGCGAAGCAGAAGACUGAAGAGGAGAACAAACAACUGAAGCAGGAAAAUAAAGACAAAUUACCCGAGAACCUGUCUCAAACUGAAAAGGAAGCAGAAGGUGGCACGCCAUUUGAAGGUUCUACAGAUGACAGUGAGCUCCAAACUAUUUUUGAAACUCAAAAGCGACAAAUAACAGAUUUGCAGACGGAAAUCAAAGACUUAAAAGAAAAGUAUGAAAUCGAAGAAAAGUCAAGAGAGGAAGCAGAGCUUGCUAAGAAAGUUUUGGAGGAUGAUGAAAAGCAGUAUGGAACUGAUAUUACGAAAAUUAAAACCGAAUUGCAACAGGUAUCCGAGAAAAAUGACAGCGCUGAGAAAACCAUCAAGACUCUAGAAGAGCAGUUAAAGCAUGUUGAAGAAACCGCCACAGAAGAUAAAAAAUUACUCAACUCAAAAGACGUUUUGCUAAAAGAAAACGAAGACCAGAUGCGGAAAUUAGAAGGUGAAAUUCAGGAAAAAAAACAAAAGAUUGCUACGUUACAAAAGGACGUUGAAAGUUUGAAAGUAACCGUUUCACAGAACGGAAGUAAUGUAGAUAUGCCGUCAUUGUCAGCAAGUAAGAAAAAGAAAAAUAAGAAGAAAGGUAAAAAGAAUGGUCCAACUACAGACAACAUUUCAGUUGAGGCAGCACAAGACGUCAACUCAGCAUCUAUAGACGAGAGUACAGCAGCAGCAUCUAGAUAUGAUGACCUUCUCAACAAAUACAACACUUUAGAGACAUUGCAUGGUAAUUGCGAGGAUUGGAAAGUGAAGUACACCAAAUUGGAAACCGAUUCUGAGUCGAAAUGCAAGGAAAUCGAAUUGCAGUUAGAAUCCCUCCAAAAGGCACUUGAACUAAUUAAGGAAGAGAAGGUGGAAGCUAGGCGAGAACUGGAAUUCAAAAAUAAGGAAUUAGAGGAAGUCAGAGAUAUGCUUAAGACUGUAGGUAAUGAGUUGGUUGAGGCUAGAGAUUCGAUCAAAGAAGCCGGUGUUAAUUCGACUGAUAAAUUGAAAUUAGAAGCAGAAAUUACAGCUUUGAAAGAGAAAAUCAGCAUGUAUGAGGAGAAAGAACCUAAAUUAAAUGAAACAAUUAAGAAAUUGAGACAAACGGAAGAAGACUUAAAGAGAAAGCAUAAUGACGAAAAAGCUGCUUUAGAAUCUAACGUAAAAUUUUUGACAUCGACUCUCGAAGAGAAGAAAAAGGAAAACGAUAUUUUGAGCACUCAACUAAAGGACUACAACAGCCUAAAGUCGAGCCUACUACAAAAGGAAAAGACUGUUGUAUAUUUGGAAAAACAAGUUAGAGAGUUUACCACCAAUGAUGAAGCGGUUAAAAGGAAACUUGAAACACUAAAGAAGGAUAACGAAAAAUUAAAUAACCGGAUUGAACUUUUGAAGAAAGAAAAUGAAAGCCUGACAGCCGAGGUCAAAAAGAACAGCGGUUCUUAUGAGGGUUACUUGAAAGAAAAUGGUAAGCUAUGCGAAAGAUUAAACGUCUUACAGGAGAAAUACAAUACAUUACAAAAUUUGAAGAGUAACUCGAAUGAACAAACGAAUUCAAUCAAAAGGCAGUGUGAGGAACUCAACUUGAAGCUGAAAGAGGCCAAUAAGAGAAUAAUGUCCAUGGAGGAUGAAUUGAAUGAAUACAGCACAAUUAUUCAUGAUAAAACGAGAGAGGCCGACACUAUGCGCAGAUUGCUUUCUGAGUCCCAAAACGAGGGUACAGACAAGCAAGAAUCUCUACAGACCAAACUUUCCUUCGCAUUAGAAGAAAAAGCGAAACUGGAGUCAGACAUGGCCCUCCAAUCCUCUAGACAAAUAAGAGAGACACAAGAGUUGAAACGUUCACAAAAUGAACUAGAGACCGAAAUGCAUAAACUGAAAAUGAAAGAGAAACAAAUGCUAUUAGAAAUAGAGACCUUGACUUCUCUGAAUGAAGCCAUAAAAAGAAAGAAUGAGGUCAACUCAGAGGACUCUUCGGGUUUGGAAAAGAUAGCGUCGAACCUAAAGGAGUCACUGUCAAGGGCCGAUAAGAGAGUUCAGGAAUUACAAAAGAGUAAUGAGGAAUUGUUGGAUCUGAACAACGACAUUAACAAGAAGUUCGAUAGGUUGACAAAAAAUUACAAGUCUCUUUCUAAUCAAUUCAACGCGUUUAAAGAUGUCAGGCAGGAUACUUCGCGUAGAUCCAGCAGAUCUGGUUCGGUAAAUUCACAAGCGUCUGACCAUAAACUUCCAUCGAAGAGUCUGUCCGUUCCGGAGCAGGUGGCGCGCAGAUCAUCGUCAUUUAAGGACGUACCGUCCAUUCUGUCCUCUACGGGGAAGCCAAAGGAUGCUGAUAUUGAGAGAGAAGAAAAAGUUGCAUACAUUAAAAAUGUACUAUUAGGAUUCCUGGAGCAUAAAGACCAAAGAAAUCAACUUCUGCCUGUGAUUUCAAUGCUUCUGCACUUUGACAGCAAUGAUGAGAGAAGGUUGUUAAUGUCUCUACGGUAG